This is a messenger RNA of Thamnophis elegans (Western terrestrial garter snake), 1739 nucleotides long. RefSeq names its product syntaxin 5 (gene STX5). Bases 132 to 1190 code for a protein of 352 amino acids. The transcript has 11 exons. Gene Ontology annotation, cellular component: Golgi membrane; endomembrane system; SNARE complex. Lineage: Eukaryota; Metazoa; Chordata; Lepidosauria; Squamata; Natricidae. Gene Ontology annotation, molecular function: SNAP receptor activity; SNARE binding. The record is from RefSeq and is a predicted model, not a curated record. Gene Ontology annotation, biological process: vesicle fusion; intracellular protein transport; endoplasmic reticulum to Golgi vesicle-mediated transport.
UGACGUCGCGGCCCGCCCUCUUCUCGCCUUGUUUGGCUGUUCGAUGCGGAGGCCGGUGUUCGGAGCCGAGCCGCCCAGCGACGCCGAGAAACGCUCCGGGUCCGCGGGAUUGCCACAGGUUAUGAGCCUCCAUGAAUACGAGGAAACGCCACGGCUCCCGAAACACUGAGGAAGGCGUUUACCUGGGGCCAUCCCAGACGCAAACUUUCUCUCCGCUUGGUGGUGCUCCUCCUGCGGCCGCCCCCACCGCCGCCCCCAUCAACCCUCCCCAACCUCAGUGGGAAGCCAUGUCAUGCCAGGACCGCACUCACGAGUUCCGCUCGGCCUGCAAGUCCUUGCAAAGCAGAGAAAAUGGGCUUCAUGUGAACAAGCCGGCACAGAGUGGAGCCAUCCGGCAAAGAAGUGAAUUUACCCUCAUGGCCAAGCGGAUUGGGAAGGAUCUCAGCAACACUUUUGCCAAGCUGGAAAAGCUAACAAUUUUGGCCAAACGGAAAUCGCUCUUCGACGACAAAGCAGUGGAGAUAGAGGAGCUGACUUACAUCAUCAAGCAGGACAUCAACAGUCUGAACAAACAAAUCGCACAACUCCAGGAGUUUGUCAAAGCCAAAGGCAGCCUCAACGGGAGACAUGUUCAAACGCACUCCAACACGGUGGUCGUCUCUUUGCAGUCGAAACUGGCUUCCAUGUCCAAUGAUUUCAAGUCGGUUUUGGAGGUGCGGACGGAGAAUCUUAAGCAGCAGAAGAGUCGGCGAGAGCAAUUUUCCCGUCCCCCGGUGGCCAAUAUGCCUCUCCAGGCAAACAACCUAGGGGGUUCCAGCGUGCUUCAGGACGAACGCCGGUACUCGGGAGACGUGGCCAUUGACAUGGACAAUCGGACGAGUCAGCAGUUGCAACUUAUCAAUGAACAGGAUUCGUACAUCCAGAGCCGGGCGGAUACGAUGCAGAACAUCGAAUCGACCAUCGUAGAGCUGGGCUCCAUAUUUCAACAACUGGCACACAUGGUUAAAGAACAGGAAGAGACGAUCCAGAGAAUUGACGCCAACGUAGAAGACACCCAGCUGAACGUGGAGGGCGCCCACAUGGAGAUCCUGAAGUAUUUCCAGUCGGUCUCCUCCAACCGGUGGCUGAUGGUCAAGAUCUUCCUCAUUCUGAUCGUCUUCUUCAUCAUCUUCGUGGUCUUCUUCGCCUGACGGAGGAGGGGGCUCGACCUCCCGCCCCCCCUUUUCCUCGUCGUACUCCCUGAGCCGCGACAGACACUGGACACUGCCACGUUUUGCCGGAGAGAGGCGCAGGGCUGCCCCGAAACCCGUGGCCGGCGACCCGCCCUGCUCCCCUUCGCUCGCGGUUCCUACGGCCCGGAAACGAGCGGAUGGGAGCGCGAGAGCAUUUGGGAACGAGGCUGCGGACGGAACCCCCGUCGAACGGGACUCGGCCCGCGGAGCGCAUGUUAGUGCCGUGUUUCUCAACCUGGCCAGGUUUUGAGACGGGUGUGUAUGUGUGGAUGUCAACUGCUAGGAUUCCCCAGCCGGCAGGCUUUAAGAGCGGGGAGGGGACUUUCCAUUCCUGAUUGGGGGAAUUCUGGGAGUUGAAGUCCACCCGUCUUCAAGCUGCCAGGCUGAGCAACUGUGGGGUAGUGGGACCAGUAUCUUCCUCCUCCUCCCUUUUGUCUGUCUGUGUGUGUGUGUUUUCCCCAUCCUCAGAUCUGCUCAGAUCUGCUCACUGCAACCUUUUUUUUUUUU